UCUCAUCAGAAACAAACAAACAAAAAAACAUUCCUCUUUCUUUCUUAUAGAAACCCUAAGCUAGGCGGCGGCGGCGGCGAGCCCUUUUCUUAGCCAGAUCUCAGUACGGGAAGGCGAGCGGCGAGCCCUUUCUGCCAGAUCCCAACAAGGAAAGGCGCGCGGCGGCGGGGGAGAAGGACGCCUCGUGAGAUGGAGGCGGAAGGGGAUUCCGGCAAGUCCCAAGUUCUCCCAGAUUCUCGUGGCACCAAGAAUCCCAGAAGGGAUCAAGCUCUGCUCAAAGAACUCAGGAAGGAGGAGAAGGAACUCAAGGACGAGGAGAGACAACUGAUGCAGGAGAGAGAGCAGAUGGAAUCGACGGAGGAGCACCAGAGGUUAGAUUUGUCCAGCCCCGACUGUAGUUCGAUUAAGCAGAGUCGAGAUUUGUUGGAUAGGAUCGAGCGCAACGCACAGUGGCAACUGGCCGUCACCGAUGAAAUCAGGCGCUUGAGCGAGCAGAUGAGGGCUGUCAAAGCACGCAGCCUGACGGAUAUUCAGGGUGUGGAGCACAAGACUGAAGAAACUGCAGCGGCCUUGGAUGAGCGUGAUCCUGCUAAUGGCGGGGACCUCAAGCCGGAAACUGCAGCAGCCUUGAAUGGGCAUGAGGCUGAUGGUGGUGCUGCUAAUGGCGGGGAGCACAAGAUGGAAACUGACGCCUUGGAUGACCAUGGUGAUGCUGCUAAUGGCAGGGACAGGGAGCAGAUGGUGGAAACUGCCGCCUUGGAUGUCGACGGCGGUGGUGAUCAGGAGCACAUGGACUGCGACAUUUCAUCCAUGGAGGACCAGGUGCCGAGGAUCGACUCCAAAUCGACAUCGGGGGCAGAGGCAGAGGCGGCAACAGGUCCAGAUAUCAAUUUGUCGACGAUUGAAUCAAAUCUCUCAGCAUCAGACAAGUCAAUACCCAAACCUGCACAUCAUGUUCCCAUCAACAGAGGCGAUGAUGUUGUUGAGAAGAUGGACAGAGGCAAAUCAGCCCAACAAUUAGCCAGUGAGGCUGAGAAGAUGGCCGCCGAACAGAAGGAAUUUGCUCAGUACGCUGAUGCCUGGGAUGCUAAAUGGGGUUCGGCAGGGUUCGGUCUCUUCCAUUACAUGACGACGGUCAGUUCCAUGCAAUAUACACACUUGAUACCUGAGAGCGCCCCAAGGCACAAUUGUCGAGCCGCGCCUAGCCUCCAGGUCGUCUCCAUCAGACUGGCAGAAAUUCAAGGUGGUCUGGAAUGGCCGUUGCCAGUGUACGGUAUGAUUGCUGUCAGAGACCAUGUGGAUCACAAUCGCAACCUUCUGUUUGCCUGCUAUAGGAGCAGGUGUCAGAUACUCAAGGAAAAGGAGCCCUUUUUGGCCUUGACUGGCCCCUCCCGUGCAAUUGUGUGCAAGGAAUCGGUUGACUUUGAAAUCCAACUGAAAGUAAGAGGUACAACAGAGUCUGAAGAUAGAGCAUUGAUCACUGGUGUGUGCACUUACAACAGAGGGGAUGAUACUGUUUGCUUUACGAACUGCUUCUGCACCGCAGAGUUUAGAUUGGAGGUACUUCAGGAAACAGUCCAGGCCACUGUUUUGGGUGUCCGUGUCAAAGAUGGGUCAUGGCCUUCUGGAUGUGGAGGUCGAGUCACUUGCUCACUCAUUGAUGGUGAAAUUGACGACACACCCGGGCAACUUGAGCUGCUUGUUUCUCGUGGCAGUGCCAUGCCCGUGACUUCUGAGGGUUACCUUCUUCUGUCAAGGAAUGUCGUUUCUGUGGAUGUUAACAGGAACCUGAAUUUUCUCCUAGAGGCCUGCUUACCAUCUGGUGAUAUCAUUGCACAAAAAGUAUUGUCCUUUGAACCCAAACUUUGCAACAUAAGUCAGGGUAGUUGUGAACUUAAUGGUAUUGAGUUGGAGAUCACUGUUGCUUGGUCUUGUCUUGUUUCUGAGAAGCGGGAUAUUUCGGUACAAGGAUGUGUUGGUGAUGAGGAGCAGGACGGGGACAUUGCAUCAAUGGAGCAGCAGGUGCCGAAGAUAGACUCCAAAUUGACAUCGGAGGUGGGGCCCGAGGCGGAGACGGAGUCGGCGAUGAGUCUGGAUACCAGUGAAUUGGCGAAUGAAUCGAGUACCUCCAUGUUCAUAUCAGACAAGUCAAUACUUGAACCUGCAGAUUCUGUUGCCACCAACACAGGUUACGAUGUUGAGAAGAUGUAUAGAGGCAAAUCAGACGAACAAUUAAAAAUUGAGGCCAAGGAGAUGGCUGCCGAACAGAAGAGUUUUGACAUGUAUGUUGAUGCCUGGGAAGGGUCAUGGGGUUAUGAUGGGUUCGGUUGCUUCCGGGACAUGACGACAGUGAGUUCCAUGCAAUACACACACUUGGUACCAGGGAGCACCCCGUUGCACUAUGGUCGAGUAUUGCACUAUGGUCGAGUGUUGCCUGGCCUGCAGAUAUUCUCCGUUAAACUCGCAGAAAUACGAGGUGGUCUGGAAUGGCCGUUGCCAGUGUACGGCACGGUCGCUGCCCGAGACCAUGUGGAUCACAAUCGCAACCUUCUGUUUGCCCGCAACAGGAGCGAGUGCCAGAUACUCAAUGAAGAGGACUCCUUUUUGACCUUGACUGGCCCCUCUCGUGCAAUUGUCAGCGAGGAAUCUGUUGUCUUGGAAAUCCAACUAAAAGUAAGAGGUAGAACCAAGUCUCAAGAUAAGCCACUGAUCAAUGGCGUGUGCACUUACUACAGCAGAAGAGAAAACCCCAUUUGCUUUACGAAUUGCUUUUGCACCGUAGAGUUAAGUUUGGAGGAACUUCGGAGAACAGUCCAGGCCACUAUUUUGGGUGUCCGUGUCAAAGAGGAGGGGUCAUGGCCAGGAUUCGGAGGUCGAGUUGCUUGCUCAGUCAUUGGACCUGAUGCCAGUCCUCAGGAAGUUGAGCUUCUUGAUUCUCGUCAUAGAGCCAUGCCGAUGACUUCUCAGCGUUACCUUGUUCUAUCAAGGAAUGUUGUAUCUGUAGACUUUUGUGGAAGCCUGAAUUUUGUAUUGGAAGCCUACUCAGAUUCUGGUGAUAUAAUUGCACAAAAAAAUGAGUCCUUGAAGCCCAAGUUUUGCAACAUAAGCCAGCAAACAUGUAAACUUACUGGAGACAUUGAGUUGGAGAUUACUGUUGCAUGGUCCAGUCUCAUUUCUGAGAAGUGGGACAUCUCGGCACGAAGAUGUUAUGGCUAGGAGACAACAACACCAACCUUUUGAUUUGUUGUAUUUUGUGAAUUUAGUACCAGUUAUGAUGCUGUCCUUUGAUUCUGGUGAAUUUAGUACCAGUUAUGAUGCCGUCCUUUGAUUCUGGUGAAUUUAGUACCAGUUAUGAUGGUAUUUGUGAAUACCAGUUACUGGAGACAUUGAGUUGGAGAUUGUACCAGUUAUGAUUUAUGAUGUGUGUUGUCAAGCAAA
Molecule: messenger RNA, 3438 nt
Organism: Aegilops tauschii subsp. strangulata
Lineage: Eukaryota; Viridiplantae; Streptophyta; Magnoliopsida; Poales; Poaceae
Source: RefSeq, a predicted model, not a curated record